AUGGAUCAAUCACUAGAUAUGAGAGAAUUAAUUUUAAGUUUGAAGAAAGAUAUCCAAGAUUUAAAAAAUAAUGUAAAUGAAAAGGCAAAAGCAACAGAAGAAAAACUUAUUUCAAUGGGAGUCAAAAUAGAUGAAAAUGUGAAAAUAGCAGCUGAGUUAUCAACUCAGGUCAAUAAUUUAGUACAAAAAAAUUCAGAACUGACGAAAAUAGUGCUAGACCUUAAAGGUAAAACACAGAACCUAGAGGAAGCUCAGAAAAAAUUACAAAAUGAAAAUAGAGAAUUGAAAAGGGAAUGUGAUAAGAUAAGGAAAGAAACAGCAGAUCUGAAAGCACAGCAGGAUUCAACUUUGGACUCUAUUGCGAUGUUGCAAAUGCAGAGAAGGGAGAAUACCCUAAGAUUCAGAGGACUAACAGAGGAUGCAGAGGAAAUAAUUGAGAAAAAAAUCUCAAAAGAGCUAGCAGCUUGGUUAGACUUAGAAGAAGCAGAAGUAGCACUAAAAUUAGAAAAAGCAUUCAGAGUCAAAUCUAAUAUAGCAAAAGCAAACAACUGGCCGGCUGAUUGUUUAGUCUCUUUUAACUCUAUGGAUUUCAGAAAUAGAAUUUUACACGCUAGUAACAAGAAGAAAUUCCAAUCGGAAGGAAAUGAUAUUAUUGUCCACAAGAUUAUCCCAAAUCGGUUGAUAAAAAAGAGAGAAGCUUAUAGACCUCUGGCCGAGGCACUAAAAGCAAAGGCAGUGGACUAUAGGUGGGAGUACCCUGAAGGCAUCUCCUUUUUCUUUAAAGCGAAAUGUAGAAAGUGCUUGUCGGCAUUAGAUGCGGACAAGUUCUGGAGAAAGUACCGGAAAGACCUUGGAGGAAAAAGGCAAUUGUUGGGAGAAUCAGAGGAAAUUGAACAAACAGUUGAGAGUUAG
Messenger RNA from Podarcis lilfordi (Lilford's wall lizard), 912 nucleotides. The record is from the annotation of a GenBank genome assembly. NCBI's taxonomy places the organism in Eukaryota, Metazoa, Chordata, Lepidosauria, Squamata, Lacertidae.